This is a messenger RNA of Adelges cooleyi (spruce gall adelgid), 556 nucleotides long. RefSeq lists its product as uncharacterized. The coding region runs from base 98 to 556 and encodes 152 amino acids. NCBI's taxonomy places the organism in Eukaryota, Metazoa, Arthropoda, Insecta, Hemiptera, Adelgidae. The transcript is spliced from 3 exons. The record is from RefSeq and is a predicted model, not a curated record.
CAAACGUUAAAUAAGUAAGUAACAUUUAAGAAGACACUAAUACUGUCUGUGGAUGACAAAACUAUUUAUAAGGAUUUUACUGUUUUAGCUAUUUACGAUGAAAUCAAACAUGAAUAUUGUGUUAGCUGCAAUGUUUUUUUACAGUCUUAUUAUUUCUGGCACUAGUGAAGAUGAUUUACCUUCAUGUAUAUCAAACCUUCGCUAUCGCUUACAUCUUAGUUGGUUUGGAUUAUUUUUAACGGACCACCAAUUGAAAAACCAUCAAUUUCAAGACACGUUACACACAAACUUUGUUAAAGCGGCUAAGGAAGCAAAAAGCUUAAUAAUAGCUAAUAAAAUUGACGAAGGACGUGCUUUUUUAAUCAAAUCAAUAAUAGAUGAAUCUAUCAAUAACCGAGAUAUGAACGUUGCACAGACAAUACAAGUAGCUUUUAAUGGCAAAUCGGAAGUGGCUAUAAAAUUAAUUGAAAACUUCGUCGAAUUGUUCAUAUCAGAGAUAAUUAAUGAUAAUACAAGUUUAGUUCAUCAAUAUUACAAACAAAUUGUUGAUUUGUAA